GCAAAUCAGCAACACAAAAUGCAAAGGAGAUGUUGUUUUAGAAGCAGCACUCUCCUUCAAGGAAACAACACUGGAGCAGAGUUUCUAAAAAAAAGGGCAAGCGCAAGACGAUGAAGAUGAAGAUGAUAAUGAGGAGGGCUUUCACUAGUUGCUUCACUUCAAACACUCUCCUUCCAUUCCCAAGACUAGGUAAUACUAUUACUUCUACUACUACUAUUGCGUUGCUUCGAUUGCAUUCACUUUCUCAGCCAUCCACUUACCCUAACCCUAAUCACAUACCCAAUCAUCUUACGAAAUUUGAACAAUUACUUUUGGAGAAAUCUAGAGUUGGUUUUGAUAAGCUCGACGAUGCUCUUCGAGUGUUUGAUAAAAUGCUCCGGAUGAAACCUCUGCCUACAGUCAUCAAUUUUAAUGAACUCUUGGCCGCCCUUGUCAAGAUGAAACAUUACUCCGUGGCUGUCUCCGUCUUUUCAGAUAUGUGCUCUUUUAGCAUUCCUGUUGACAUAAUUACUUAUAACACCACCAUCAACUGUUGUUGCCACUUAAAUCGAGUUGAUUAUGGCUUUGCGCUCUUGGCUGCCAUCUUUAAGCGAGGUUUUGUCCCGGAUGUUGUUACCUACACAACUCUUCUCAGGGGACUCAUUUCCCAGGACAAGUUUCUUGAGGCUGAGCUUCUCUUCAAGAACCUUCUCAAGCAAAAUCAAGUUGAGCCCAAUGCAGUUAUCUUUAACACCAUUAUUAAUGGCCAAUGCAAAACAGGCAACACUUCCCAGGCUAUGAUGUUGCUUAGAUACAUGGAGAAGAAAGGUUGUAUGCCGAACGUUGUAAAUUAUAGCACUAUUAUUGAUAGUUUGUCCAAAGACAGAUUAGUCGAUGAUGCUCUGGGUCUUCUUGCCGAAAUGAGAGACAAAGGCAUUCAACCAGAUGUUGUAACCUACAGCUCGUUAAUUCAAGGUCUGUGCAACCUUAACCGAUGGGAAGAUAUAACACUAUUGUUAAAAGAUAUGGACAGACACAAAAUUUCUCUAAAUAACCGUACCUAUAAUAUAUUGGUUGAUGCACAUGCCAGAGAUGGAAAGGUCAAAGAUGCUGAAUAUUUGAUAGAGUUAAUGAUUCAAAGAGGCCAACAUCCGGACGUAGUCACAUAUAGUACGCUAAUGGAUGGGUACAGCUUGCGGGGAGAAUUGGAUAAAGCGUUAGGUGUGCUUGAAAUAAUGAGAAAUGAGGGGAUUUUGCCAGGAGCUCAUACCUAUAAUAUAUUAAUCAAUGGUUAUUGUAAGAAAAUGAAAGUAGACACAGCGAUACAUCUCUUAGAAGAAAUGCCAAGGGCAGGUUUAACACCUACAGUUGAAACGUACAAUACUAUUUUGGAUGGGUUAUUUCGUACGCGUAGGCUUGAUGAAGCACAUAAGUUUUAUAAGAAGAUGCUAAAACAAGGUGUCAAACUAAAUAUAGUGACAAGCCGGAUCUUGUUGUAUGGACUUUGCUGGAAUGGACUUCUUGUUGAAGCAAUGUUCAUGUUUCACAAGAUGGAGUCAUGUGGCUUAGUUCCUGACAUAUGCAUUUAUAAUAUUCUGAUUAAUGGGUUAUUCAGGGACAACAAGGUUGACAAGGCAAGAAACCUUUAUCAUAAUCUUCUUUUGAAGGGUUUACAGCCUACUGUCAUAACCUACAACAUUAUGAUACAAGGAUAUUGUCAUCAAGGGUUGCUGGAAGAAGCACAUAAAACACUUUUGGAAAUGGAAGAAAACAAUUGCUUGCCUAAUGGAGUUACCUACAACACUCUUAUCCGCGGCUGCUUUAAGAAUAAGAUGUAUGAUGGAGGUUGUGUGCUUAUAGAUGAGAUGGUUGCUCAUGGUUUUAAAGCAGAUGCCUCUACCGCCUCCAUGCUAUUCGAUUUGCUGCAAUUAAAAGAGCAGGACCCUGCGCUCCUUGCUUUGCAGAAGAAGUUCAUGCCUGAAGCUGGUUUCUCGGGAGAUGCAUACCACCUAGUAAAAAAUCACUAUACUUACAACACAUUUAUUCGUGGCUGCUUUGAGAAUAAGAAAUAUAAUGAAGAAUGUGUGGUUAUAGACAAGAUAGGUUCUUGUGGUUUCUCAGUGGGUGCCCCUACUACAUUCAUGCUGCUGCACUUACUUGAAUUACUGAUAGUCCUUGCUGUCAUGUUAUUGCAUUCACUUUCUCAACCCUCCACUUACCCUAACCCUAAUUACAUACACACUCAUCACACGGAACUUCAACAAUUACUUAACGAGAAAUGUAAGCUUGGUUUUGAUAAGCUGGACGAUGCUCUUGUUGUGUUUGAUAAAAUGCUCCGUAUGAAGCCUCUUCCUACUUUCAUCCACUUUACUCAACUCUUGUCCGCCCUUGUCAAGAUGAAACAUUACUCUGCGGCUGUCUCCGUCUUUUCAAAGAUGUGCACUUUUAACAUUGCUGUCGAUAUAAUUACUUAUAGUAGUGUCAUCAACUGUUGUUGCCAUUCGAAACGCGUUGAUUAUGGCUUUUCGCUGUUGGCUGCCAUCUUUAAGCGUGGUUUUGUCCCUACUACCGUUACAUACACAACUCUUGUUGGGGGACUCAUUUCCCAGGACAAGUUUCUUGAGGCUGAGCUUCUCUUUAAGAACCUUCUCAAGCACAAUCAAGUUGAGCCUGAUGCAACUAUCUUUAACACCAUUAUUAAUGGCCAGUGCAAAACAGGCAACACUUCCCAGGCUAUGAUGUUGCUUAGAUACAUGGAGAAGAAUGGUUGUAUGCCGAGCCUAGUAACUUACGCCACUAUUAUUGAUAGUUUGUCCAAAGACAGAUUAGUCGAUGAUGCUUUGGGUCUUCUUGCGGAAAUGAGUGACGGAGGCAUUCAACCAGAUGUUGUAACCUACAGCUCAUUAAUUCAUGGUAUGUGCAACCUUAACCGAUGGGAUGAUAUAACACAAUUGUUUAAAGAUAUGGACAGACACAAAAUUUCUCCAAAUAAGCAUACCUAUAGUAUAUUGGUUGAUGCACAUGCAAGAGAUGGAAAGGUCAAAGAUGCUGAGUAUCUGAUAGAGUUAAUGAUUCGAAGAGGCCAACAUCCAGAUGUAGUCACAUAUAAUUCAGUAAUGGAUGGAUACUGCUCGCGGGAAGAAUUGGAUAAAGCGUUAGCGGUGCUCAGAACCAUGACAAGCAAGGGGAUUUUGCCCGACACUCGUACCUAUACUAUAUUGAUCAAUGGUUAUUGUAAGAAGAAGAAAGUAGACACAGCAACAACUCUCUUAGAAGAAAUGCCCCUGAAAGGUUUAACACCUACAGUUGAAACAUACAGUACUAUUUUGGAUGGCUUAUUUCGCACGCGUAGGCUUGAUGAAGCACAUAAGUUUUAUAGGAAGAUGUUAAACCAAGGUGUCAGACUGGAUAUAGUGACAUGUUGUACCUUGCUUCAUGGACUUUGCUGGAAUGGACUGGUUGUUGAAGCAAUGUUCUUGUUUCACAAGAUGGAGUCUUGUGGCUUAGUUCCUGAUAUACACAUUUAUAGUAUUCUGAUUCAUGGAUUGUUCAAGGACGGCAAGGUUGACAAGGCAAGGAACCUUUUUCAUAAUCUUCUUUUGAAGGGUUUACAGCCUAGUGUCAAAACCUACACCAUUAUGAUCCAUGGAUUCUGCCAAGAAGGGUUGCUGGAAGAAGCAUAUAAGAUACUUUUGGAAAUGGAAGAACACAAUUGCUUGCCUGAUGAAGUUACCUACAACACUCUUAUUCGUUGCUGCUUUAAGAAUAAGAUGUAUGAUGGAGGUUGUAUGCUUAUAGAUGAGAUGGUUGCUCAUGGUUUCAAAGCAGAUGCCUCUACCGCCUCGAUGCUAUUUAAUUUGCUGCAAUUAAAAGAGCAGGACCCUGCGCUCGUUGCUUUGCAGAAGAAGUUCAUGCCUUGACUACGCGAGUUUAUUAAGAUUAAACUUAUUGCGGCUACUUUGUGAAUAAGAGAAACGACGAAGGAUGUGUGCUUAUAGACAAGAUGGUUGCUCAUGGUUGUCCUACUGCAUGCCUCUAGAACCUCCAUCUUGUUAGACUUGAUCGAAGUAAAAGGACCGGCUCUCCUUGCUUUGCAGAAGAACUUUUUGCCCCUGAGAACGUUAAGGAGAGAGUUUGUUAAGGUACACAAUACUUAUAAACUGCCAACACUUCGUCAGAGUUUGCAGCAGAUUUUGAAGGCAAUAGAAACUUUGAUAUUGGAAUUCAUGAUAUGUAAUGUUGUUAAAUAUCAAAUUUUAAGAUGGUGGUCAUAUUUUGUAUUAGAGCAUGUAUUUUCUUUGACAAUGCAGAAAAGCUGGUUCCUCAAGAGAUGCAGAUACCACCUCACAGGAUAUUGGAAUUCAUGAUAUGUAAAUUGUAAUGUGAAAUGGAUGUAGACAUUGAUAUUAUACUGGUUUCAAUUUGGCAGCGGCACACAUAAUAAUAGUAGGAUAAUUAGCUGGUCUGCUUUUGCAAAGGAGAUCUCUUUGCAGGUUGGAGUCUUGGAGGUGCUUGUUUCCUAAAGUGAUGUAUCAUGGAGGUUGUGUACUUAUAGAUGAGGUGUGUGCUCAUGGUUUCAAAACAGAUGCCUCUACCGCCUCCAUGUUAUUCGAUUUGCUGCAAUUGAAAGAGCAGUGCCCCGUGCUCCUUGCUUUGCAGAAGUUCAUGCCUUGAGUACAUCAAGGAGAGAGUUUGUUAAGUUUGACGAUUGACGACUAUGCACUCCAGCUAUAGAUCUGGCCUCACAAUCACCGACGUCAAGAACCUCUUCAGGAUGCCUAGCAGCUCAAGAUCAUCACCGAGACGAUUAAUGGAUCCCAUAAGUUUCUAUCUGGAAAGGGAAGAAUAAGCAGUCAUUUUGUUUGAUCUUUGAUGGACCCUUGGCAAUGGUAGCAUUAUAGGUCAAUAUUGGUAGCAGUUACAUACAAUUGUUUGCCUGAUGAAACACUCUUAUCCGCGGCUGCUUUAAGAAUAAGAUGUAUGAUGGAGGUUGUUUACUUAUAGAUGAGAUGUGUGCCCAUGGUUUCAAAGCAGAUGCAUCUACCACAUCCAUGCUAUUCAAUUUGCUGCAAUCGAAAGAGCAGGACCCCCGCUGCUUGCUUUGCAGAAGAAGUUCAUGCCUUGACUACAUCAAUGAGAGUUUUAUUAGGGUACAGAGUACUUUAAAUUGCCAAAACUUUGUACUAAUUUGCUACAAUAUUUUAUUUCAAUAGCAAGUGUGAUAUCAGCGUUAUAAUAUGUAAUUUUGUUGUACAUCAAAUUCGAAAUGGUGGUCGUGUUAUAUUCUUGUGACAGACAAUAUUCUCCACAUGAGACUUGGUACUACGGUUAAUAACUU
Messenger RNA from Daucus carota subsp. sativus, 5317 nucleotides. RefSeq names its product pentatricopeptide repeat-containing protein At4g31850, chloroplastic-like. Bases 111 to 3899 code for a protein of 1262 amino acids. The transcript is spliced from 7 exons. The record is from RefSeq and is a predicted model, not a curated record. Lineage: Eukaryota; Viridiplantae; Streptophyta; Magnoliopsida; Apiales; Apiaceae. Gene Ontology annotation, molecular function: protein binding.